UUUCUCCGUCACUAUCACCAUAACUUCUGCUUCACAUCAGUUAGCCAUCGGUACUACCAUUAUGAAUGCCAAAAAGACUCCCUAAUACUUUCUCACAAACACCAGCAUGACUACCUGACAUUUUACCAGAAACCAGUGAGCCUUUAUAUGGUCGUUCGAUCUGCCAGAAAUAACAGCCAAAUGUUUUCAAUUCACACACCAUGCCGUCUUAAAACCAAAAAGUGAUACAUUAUAUUAUGUAGUCCAAAAGAACCUUAAAAAGACUGGAAGGUUAAGAAUGGGAUGCCUUGGAUUAGAGUUGACAGGGUUAAACAACAACACGACUGUUGUAGCAACACAUCAUCCUCACCACUUACACCAACACUACCAUGACAGCCGUAACAACACUGCAAACAUCAUCGUCAUUACCACCAUGUCUGCCGUAAUAAUCUACUACUCCAAAACACCACCACAAAUGACUGCCGUAGCACCUUGCGACCUUAAUCACGACCAACAGCGCUACCAUCCGUCCGUCACUACCGUAUCACUAUGACUGCCGUAAAAACAAUACACCGACACCACACCGUUUCAACUGCAACCAUCAUCAUUACUACGACCAACGGCUUCACCAUAUCAUUACCAGUACUGCCGUAACAUUUCACCGUCAUCACAUCAACGUCAAAAGUGUCUGCCGUAAUUGCUAACGUCAUCAUCAUCUCAAUUACUGAGGCUGCCGUAAUAACUUGAUUAACACCGUAACAACCACCCGGCGUAACAAUCACCAUCAUUGAUCGCCACAAGUGAGGGUUUCAUUGUGGUCGCUCGACCUGCAAGAAAUAGCAACUAAAUCUCUCAAGAUUAUAUCUUAACGUCUUAAUGAACACAUUGGAUAUAAUGUACGUCUUAAGAGUAUAGGAUGGUCAUGGCUGGAACAUCUUUGGGUAUAGGCAGGGCCGUCUUAGCAGCAUUAUAGACUCGUGAGGAAAUCAAGGCACUGGGGUCCUAGAGUACGUAUUUAUUGACAGCAAGGCACAGCAUAACAAAUCAGAUUUGGGCCCCGUGAAGUCCUUGGGAAAAUGCCCAGUGUGCAAAUGCCACAAGAUUGUAUAGGUACUGACCUAGGGCUAAACAAUAACACAUCAUCAUCAGUCUAACAUGCUUAUCAUUAUCAACAUCAUCGCAAUGACCAAAGCAUCACGCCAAACAAGUGUCUACGACAGAAGAUCCGGCCUCCGGCAGUCAGCUGUUCCCACAAUUCCAUUGUCCUACCGACAGAGUAGGAGGAUGUGAGGGGAGAGUAGGAGGAGGAUAUGACAAGCAAUUGUGAUUAUUUAACAUGUGGGCGUUGUCUGCGAGAAUUCCCACUGCAGAAUAUUACCAAUUUCAUUCAUCAUAAGAAGAAUGACUGUGAUGCCGACACGGGGGAUAAAUCAAAGAAUUCAGAUGCACUUGGUCGCCAGUUAUACUGUUCCUCAUGCACCAAGGCUUUCUUGUCUGCAUGGGAGAUGCUACAACAUGCACAGUUCACCCACAAAUUCAAAAUAUUUUUCGAUGUCAACCAGCAAGUCUGUGAGAGUCGCACUGGUGUUACUACAGUCUGUGUGACCAACAAGAAUAACUCUCUUGAAAAGGAGAACAAAGAAGUCGAAGAGACUGUUCUACCAGAAGUUAUCUCACUCAAACAAGAAGUAACUGAUGAAGAACUAUCAGAAAACCCAUCUUUAAGUCUGUUUCCUAGCAAAGGCAGCAGCAGCAGCAACAACAACAGUAACAACAGUAGCAACAACAACAACAACAACAACAACAACAACAACAAAAAACAAGGAGGCUGUUCUGUCAGCUCACAAGAAAUGCAAUGUUGCAGUUCAGUACUUCCCAAAAAGCGAAAACAACACAUUGAGACAUCACAUCACAUAGCAGAAGGGGCCUUCAAAGAGAGGAGUAUUCACAGAAAUGAUAACAGUUUGAGAAUUGGUCGUAAAAGAAUGUUCAGUGGUACCCAGUAUUAUUUGAGUCGCAGUCAACUUGGCUAUGGGAAAUAUUCUCAUAGCAGAGGUUUUGGUGGUGUCAACCGAAUUCAAACUGUUUCAAAGAACCGGAAGUACCCAAGUGAGAUUUAUAUUGAUGUUGAACAUGAGAACGAGAACCAGGAUUUAAUCGAUUCCCAUGAUUCAAAUCACAGUGAAAGUGGUACCUCGUGCCACAAAGACCCUUUUGUAGAAACAUCAACAAGCAAAAGCUGUCGGACCAGAGAAAUCAAUGCUGAUAACCUUGUUAGUAGUAGCAGAUCAUUUAUUCUUCAGCCAGGCACCGUGUUUUCUAUUCCUUUCUCUUACCCUGUCCAUAGUGAACCAUCUUCAGGCUCCAAUACUUCAUGCCCGACCAUUUACACAACAGGCUUGAGUGACAGUAAUAGCCAAAAACAGAGCAACUCAUCAACAGAUGGUAGCACUGUUUCAGCAACAUCCAAAGUGUCCAGUUGCAACAACAUUCCAACAAUAAAACCAUCCCCUUCUCUCAGCAAGAACAAGUCAACUACAUCAUCUUCUCUUCUCAUCAAAUCACCAACUUCUGACAAACAAGCACAACAAUCAGAGAUUCUGAUUGGUCAGCGAUCUCUCUCUCGUAACCGUCCACUGACAACACGUUCUUGUUCACCCAAAUCAGACAACAGCAAUCUUCAACAGGCUAAGGAAAACCAACUUAGUCCUGAUCAACGUGCCCGCAAACGCAAAUACCCCACAUCACGGCCUUUCAAAUGUGAUCAAUGUGACCAUGCCUUUAAUCAAAGAAUUCAUCUGAAAAAACAUCUCAGUAAGCACACAGGUGUGAAGCCAUUCAAAUGUGGUCAAUGUGAUUAUUCAACCGUAGAACGCAGUCAUCUUAAAGUUCACAUUCGUAUUCACACAGGUGAGAAACCUUUCAAAUGUACUUUCUGUGAAUAUGCUACUGCACAGAACAGCACGCUGAAGAUCCACCUGAAGCGUCAUCACGGAGGCCUUUUAUUUAGUUGUCAAAGAUGUGGGAAGAAAUUUACCGGAAAAGACUCUCUGACAAACCAUCUAUCGGAACACAACUCUCAAGUUCUCUCCAACCACACUUUGUCAUCAGAAACAUCUGAUUCACUCAAAGAACAAGACAGAGGGAAGAUUAGUUAGAAACUAACCAAUCAUGUCUGUUUUUCCUCUCGUCAGUUAAUGAUUUCACAAAAGAAAGUUUGAUAACUCUGCAACUUUAUUGUAUUGAUAUCAAAACAACUCUCUUGAAAAAAUAUGGUUAAAUAUGCAAUCAGCUUUUUUUUUUUAAUUUUUCUAAUGUUUAUUAAAUCUAUGAGAUAAUAUUGAAGAAGAAAAACAAAAUAUAUUCAUAUAUAUAUAUAUAUUUAUAUAUAUACAUGUUUAUGUAUGUAUUGCAUAUUGAUAUAUUAUCAAUCAGAAUUCAGAUACUGAAAAAAAAGAGACAUUGGUAAAAUAUUAUGCUACUAAUCUGAAAAAGAAAGAAGAAAAUAAAAUGAAUGAAGAACAAUAAAAAUAAAUACAAAAGAUUAAAUCAUUUGUAGGGAUAGUCUCAACCUAAGAGACAAGAAACAAUUGUCAAAUCUGCAUUCAUCAUCAUACAACAACCAACCAAUGAAUUAUUGGUUUAAAUAUACUUUGUUCAAAAUAUAUAUUUAUACACACACAUGAGCAUGCAAACACACACUCACACACACACACAGAGUUUACUAAAUGCAUAUUGGUUAUGUAUUGGAUUUUCUAUCAAUGGUUAAAUAUGCUUGUUCAUUAACAUGCUGUCAGUUUACAAAGUGGAAAAAAAUAAUAAUUAUAAUAAUAAUAUAAUUAUUAUUGGAUGCAAACCAAGAUCAUGAUUUUUUUUUUUUUUUGAGAGGUGAGAAAUAGAAAGGUAAAAAAAAAAAAAAAAAACCAAGGGUCUCAGUUUUUGAUAAUUGCAUUGAUGACUUCAGGGAUAAAACUUUGUUUUAAUUUUCUCAGGGGAUUUCAUAUGAUGGAUUGUAAGAUACUUUAAAAAGAAAACAAUAGAACCACACACACACACACACACACACACACACACACACAAAUGAGUAGAUGAAAGUCUAGCCAGGUAGUUUAGGAAGUUCUUUUCUAUCCAAGUAGUUCAGUGUUUGAUUCCACUGCAUGACACCUUGGCAAGUGGCUACUGCAGUCACAAGUUGAGCACUGCUUUGUGUGUGGAAUUUGGUUUGACAGAAACUGUGCUGAAGUUCAUUAUGUGUGUAUGUUUGUGUGUUUAGUUUGCUUCAAGUUGUGUUCUUUUACACCAAAUGGUAACUUAACCAUUCAAUAAAUAGGGAUUGAUAAGAUAAUUACCGGACUAAGACAAGUAUGGGGGUUGAUUUAUGAUUGACUGAAACCCUUGAAACAAGUGUCCCAACAUAUAACCACAGUCCAGUGACUGAAACCAGUAAAAUAGUACAAACACCACCAUGUCCGUCACCACCAAAAAAAUAAACACACGAUGUCUGUUGUAAAUCUGAACUGUUGCCGAUGUAAAAAUAACCAAAUAAAAGCAAAACAAAAUGAACAAAAACAAAUCCUAGUCAAGAUUUGAUUAAAACCUGAGUUUUAAUCAAAUAGAAAGGAAACUUUGAAUAAUAAGGUAAAAAGCUGAAGUAGGAACCUUCAUAUUGAGCAGAUCCAGAAAUAUAAUGGGACCAAAUUUUUUGAAAUGUUGAACAAAUUUCUUAAGGGUGGAACAAUUAUUAUCUAGGGUCCAAGUAAACUAGUGAUGAUCUGUGUCCAUGAAAUAUGAAGGUUGUGAAGAAAUGAAUGAUUGCCUGUGUUGGUGAAAUAGCAAGGGCCCAAUGAAAUUAGUUAUGGUCUGUAGCAGAAUUGUUAGAAGAUUGGAGAAAAUGUUUUGCAGUAUUUGCUCCAGCUCUAUAUAUUCCGAGUUCAAAUCCCGCAAAGGUCAACUUUGCCGUUCCUCUUUUCAGGGUAAGUAAAAUAAAGUAUCAGUUAAGUACUGGGGUCAGUGGAAUCGGCUUACUCUUACCCCUGAAACUUGCUGGCCUUAUACCAAAAUUUGAAACUACUACUACUACUACUACUACUACUAUUAUUAUUAUUAUCAUUAUUAUUAUUAUUAUUAUCAUUAUUCAGGUAGCAGCUGGCAGAAUUGUUAAAAUGUGAGACAAAAGGCUUAGUGAUAUUUCUUUGUUUUCUGAGUUUAAAUUCUGUCAAGGUCAAUUUUGCCUUUCAUCAUUAUCUUUUUGAUUGAAUUGUUCCCAGUUUAAAAAUAGUUUUACGCUUAUUGCUGGUAUAGUACCCACCAAAAAUGAUGAAGUUUAUUUAUGUCUCUUUUCGGUAAUUCUUAAUAUUUUUGUUUCAAGCCUUGAUCCAUUUUUUUCUUACGCUUCUGUCUCUGUUCCUUCUUUUUAUUUUUGUUACUGUUUUCCAAUACUUUUCCCACCCAUCUAUUUAUCUGUCUCAUCCUCCCCUUUUUAUAUAACUUUCUUUCUCUUUCCAUAGCUCUUAAUGCAACUACUGCCUACUCCUUCCACCUGAUUUAUUUUAUCAUGUUACCUCUCUGAUUCCCCUUCUACAUUGUAGAGCUCUAUCCUUCUUACUUCCAUUUCUCCUUUCUUAUCUUUCAGUCUUUCUUCUAUCCACCCUGUUUUUCACUGUCUGCUUGUGUGACUCACAUGCUGGCUGACAGCUAAUUAUUCUCUCUCUCUCUUUUCAUAAUCCUUUUUUUCCCUCUUCCUUUUCCAUCAUAGAGUAUAGACUUUUUCUUUCAUCCUUUUUGGUCUUGAUAGAAUACAGUAUCAUUCAACUACUGGAGUCAGUAGAAUCUACUAUAGCCAUUCCCCAAAUCAUGUGAUGUGAAGUAUAUUAUUAUUAUAAUUACGAGGUGGAAAUGAUAGCCUGGCAAAUGAAAUGGGUUGGGAGAUUGAGUUGUAUCCUCUAUGUUCUGUGUUCAAAUCCUGUCAAAGCCUAUAUUACUUUCCAUCUAUCUGUAGAUUGAUUCAUUGACUACAUUUUCUUCCGUAAUUAGUAACCGUGUACCAAUGCUAGAAAUCUGCAGCAGAAUCAUUAGUGUUACACACAAUGAUUUGUGGUACUUGUUCCAGCUCUUUACAUUCUGAGUUCAAAUCCCACCAAAUUUAACUUUGCCUUUUAUCCUUCUGGGGUUUAUAUAAUAAAGUACCAGUCAAGUACUAAACUUGGUAAAAUUGUGUGUUUCUUUGCCUCCAAAUUUCUUGCCUUGUGUCUAUGUUAAAAAUGAUUGCUACUAUUAUUAUUAGCUCAUUGGACAAAAUGUUUAAUGACUUUUCUUCUAGUUCUUUAUGUCCUGAGUUGAAAUCCCACCAUGGGCAACUUUGUCUGUCAUCCCUCUAGGAUCUAUAAAGUAAAGUACCUGUCGAAUACUUGGGGCAGUUUAAUGAACUAACCCACUUCCUUUUAAUUUCAAGCUUUAUGCCUAUAUUAGAAACAUUAUUUAUUAUUAUUAUUAUUAUUAUUAUUAUUAUUAUUAUUAUUAUUAUCAUUAUGGUGGUAAGCUGGCAGAAUCUUUAACAUGUCAGACGAAGUGCUCAGUGGCAUUUUAUCCGUCUUUAUGUUCUGAGUUCAAAUUCCACCAAUGUUGAUUUUUGCCUUUCAUCUGUUUGGGGUCGAUAAAAUAAGAGCCAGUUGAGUACUGGGGUCGAUGUAAUCGACUGGUCCCCUCCCCCAAAAUUUCAGGCCUUGUGCCUAUAAUUAAAAGGAUUAUUAUUAUUAUUGUUAAGGUGGCGAGCUGGCAGAGUCGUUAGUACACUGAUCAAAAAGCUUAGCGGCAUGUCAUUCGUCUGCACAAUUCUGCUGAGGUCAACUUUGCCUUUCAUUCUUUCGGAGUCAAUAAAACAAGUACCAGUUGAGUACUGGGGUCAGUGUAAUCGACUUAUCCCCUCCAUGAAAUUGCUGGCCUUGUGCCAAAAUUUGAAAUCAGGUGGUGAGCUGGCAGAAGCGUUAGCAUGCUGGCCAAAAUACUUAGCGGUAUUUCACCCGUUUUCACAUUCUGAGUUCAAAUUCUGCCGAAGUCGACACUGCCUUUCAUCCUUUCAGGGUCGAUAAAUUAAGUACCAGUCGACAUUUUAGGCCUUGUCCCUAUUGUAGAAAGGAUUAUUAUUGAAAAGGACAGGAUGGUCACAACUGGAAUGUCUCUGAUCAUAGUUCUGCUCAAUCAGGCCUGACCUGGAGCUAAACAGUAAUAGUCACCAUAGAUAUCAAUUGCAGUGCUGGCUCUGGAUUCUAUAGAAAAUCUAUAAAGAUGAACUUAAAAGUAAUAACCAAAGAAUACCAUAUCUCACUACACAUCACAAAUAAAUGUACCGAUGCCAUGCCAUAAAUCCAUUGUCAUUGUUUGCCUUUCUCUCUCUCUCUCUCUCUCAUAUAUAUAUAUACACACACACACACACUACCACUGAGAUGACAAAGUAAAAUGAAAGGAGGACAGCAUAUGUGUGUGGGUUUUGUGACUGAAUUAUUUUGAAAUGCAAACUCUGUGAUAUCAACCAUACAUACAGACACAUAUUCUCUCUCUCUCUCUCCUUUUCUACUGCUCUCUACUUAUUAUCCUGGCCCUAUGUCAACGCAGACCUUAUUUCCCACUACCGUAAUAAUUUGGAACCCUCUCCCGAUUCAUGCAGAAUUUUUCUAACCAAACAUCAAUCACAUUAAUCUUCCUAGUCUCAAAGAGUUGUAGUGGCUAUGCAUCUCUUCUUAAUCAAAUUAAAUAAUAUCAUACAUGUGUUUUUGUUGUGUGUACUAAAUCUCUUCUAUGUUCUCAUAAAACUCUCUUGUUCAUACAACUUAUUUAAAAAUAGGCAUUUAUUCAAUCCAAAACUGUUUACCAUAUUGGAAUCUUGUUUAGGGUACCCUUUGUCACUACAUUACAUUUCAACACAUGAAUUUCACACUACCUAACACAAUACGCCAUAGCACAUUACAUGUUUGUAUGCGCCUCUGUUUAUAAUCAACUGUAUUAUUAAAACACUUCUAUAUAAGGAAGUAUUUCUAAACUACUCUAAAAUAAUUUGGGGUAUCCAACUCCUGUGGAGUUGUGAUUUCAUCCUAGCCAGGUCUCAAUAGUUUUAGCAUUUAAACCAGCUAUGUUCAGCCCAAAUAUUCUGUUUUAUGCUCUAAGUGGCCAGAUCAGGCCUCUCACACUAUCCUGUAGUGACAUGUUAAAAAUAAACAAUCACAUCAUUGAAA
Octopus bimaculoides (California two-spot octopus) is the source of this 8207-nucleotide messenger RNA. RefSeq lists its product as uncharacterized. NCBI's taxonomy places the organism in Eukaryota, Metazoa, Mollusca, Cephalopoda, Octopoda, Octopodidae. Gene Ontology annotation, molecular function: RNA polymerase II cis-regulatory region sequence-specific DNA binding; DNA-binding transcription factor activity, RNA polymerase II-specific. The record is from RefSeq and is a predicted model, not a curated record. Gene Ontology annotation, cellular component: nucleus. Gene Ontology annotation, biological process: regulation of transcription by RNA polymerase II.